AUGCCCACCUUGACUUCUGUCUGGUGGCCCGAGGACCGCGUCCAGACGACUAUCUGUUCUGAUUUUGUCUUCAAGCACCUUCCUCAAAGUACAUUGCCCCGCCUUGUUGCCCCCCUACCUUGGGGCGAGGGCCUGACGAGCGAGACCUACCUCGACUGGAUCCUUGCCAAAGCAGGAAGGCUGUUUCUUAUUCUACUUGAUAUUGGUAUUCCUGAACGAAUCUUUCACCUGGUUGAUGAAUCCUUUGACGACCAGGACCUCCCAAUUGCUGCUCAUAGUGUUGACCGGCUGCAGCUUUCUGCUCAGGAUCCAAAUUCUGAACUAGAUUCAAAGUUUUUCCUGGCCCAAUGGCGUUUUGUCGUCAGGGGCAUUGGCGAAGGCGAGCAUGUCAAGUAUACCGAUAACGAAGGCGUCCCUGUCGAAGUACUGGAUACGGGCACUGUAUUGGUGAGAGAGGGCGUUGAAAGGGUCGUCCUUGCUGGAGCAGCCUGCAAGAUCUAUUUGCGGACCCAAGUUACCAUCGGUGGCGCGCCACAUUUCUUCGACGAAGACGAAGUUCUCGAAGAGAUUCGAUCUAUGAGGAGAUUGGCCCAUGACCAUGUUUACUCCAUUUACGCAUCAUACUUUGCCGACAACACUAUUUGCAUCCUAUUCUCGGGAGUAUAUGAAAGAAACCUCAUGUCUUUCCUGGCCGAUACGCCUCAAUCCUUCAAAAGGCUCGCAAAAGAACGACGUCGAGAAAUAUUAAUCAAUUGGCCACACUGUCUUGGCCAUGGACUAUCCUGGUUGCAUGCCCAUGGCCAAGUUCAUGGCCUUAUUCGCCCAUCCAAUAUUCUAAUCGAUGCAGAUUUUCGAGUUUUCAUUGGUCAAUUCGAAGCCCUGGACACCUUACUUCCACCGGUAAAGGUGGAUGAUGUUGAGUCCUACCAAUAUGGCCCACCGGAAAGGUGGGUGCGCUCUAUCAGCGUCCAGAACAGCGGCCCUGCGAGCAGCACACUUCCAUCAGGAGGACGCUCCGGUCGUAAGGUGGGCGAACGUCCAGGGGCAUUGAACCUAACUCGCUUGAAGGGAUUGCGCAUAUCGGAUCCAGAGUCACUGAGCCCGCCUCCAGAGUCGGUUGCUUCUCAUGGCACUGUUAUUCAUGUUGGCCAGAGGGACCCGUCUUCUCGAUAUUCCAUGGGCCUUUCCUCUUCCUCGGGGUCAAGUAACGGGAGCAUCCGUCGGCGCGGCAUCUCGGUGAAACGCCCCAUACUCUACACUCCGUCUAUAACUCCAUCCAACUCUUCAGGGUCUUCGGAAGAGCGCGGGUCCAUGAUUUUCAACUCCGUUGGGGUGCCCACUGCGCAUAGCAGUGGUGGAGCAUUGGUCCAGACAUGGCAGUCUCGGCAAACCGAUCCUGAAGCAUCCGAUAUCUUUUCCCUCGGUGCAGUAUUUUUGGAUAUUUUUACAUGCUUGUGCAAGCGAAAAGUAUCAGCGUUCGCCAGCCACCGUGGCGCAAAGAAUCGCACAGCUGGCCGUGGUGGCGGCGUUGCAGAUUGUUCCUUCCACCUGGACCGGAACAUUGGCCAAGUGAGUUCGUGGAUUACUCUUCUUGAUAGCGACGCAAAGAAGCGCAAAGACCCCGUGUUCCAAGCUGUUCGACCAAUGCUUGCAAUGUCGCGAGACAUGGUCAGCAAAGACCCGGGGAAUCGGCCCUCUGCCUUCCAGGUAGAGCAGGUCACAAUCACCAUCUGCUUCUCCGAGAAGCGCAAGAAAAGACCAAAGCCAGAGAGAAGCCUACUUCCAAGACGAAAACGGCCUUUUAAGUCCAACGAUUCAAUCCACGCCAGGGGCAUAUUUAAGCUCUUCUGGAACCGAGUCUUCUACCAGCAGCGAAUCAGAUCACGAGCCCCGAAGAGCGAACUCCAAACAACCCAACCGGAAACAAAGCAAGAGAAAGUCGAGCAGAGCUGGUGGCAUGUCUUCAGAUAA
Aspergillus versicolor CBS 583.65 is the source of this 1971-nucleotide messenger RNA. Its product is annotated as protein kinase domain-containing protein. Bases 1 to 1971 code for a protein of 656 amino acids. NCBI's taxonomy places the organism in Eukaryota, Fungi, Ascomycota, Eurotiomycetes, Eurotiales, Aspergillaceae. Gene Ontology annotation, cellular component: cytoplasm; nucleus. The transcript has 2 exons. Gene Ontology annotation, biological process: mitotic DNA damage checkpoint signaling; protein phosphorylation. The record is from RefSeq and is a predicted model, not a curated record. Gene Ontology annotation, molecular function: protein serine/threonine kinase activity; ATP binding.